Schistosoma rodhaini is the source of this 1047-nucleotide messenger RNA. NCBI's taxonomy places the organism in Eukaryota, Metazoa, Platyhelminthes, Trematoda, Strigeidida, Schistosomatidae. The record is from the annotation of a GenBank genome assembly.
AUGACAACUGAAGAGGCAUUGGUUUGUCUAUCCGAAUAUGGAAAGUCGUAUACGUGUCUAAGCAGUUGUAGAGACGAAUAUUAUGACCGCUUACAGUUCCGGAUUCGGAAACGUAAUUCAGAAUAUUCGCAUCACCCGUUUUUGUGGGACGAUUUGGAAUGUUUUAGCUCUUCAACAUCAAACCUUAGUGUACAUGAAGACGCCAAGGACAUCAAAAAACAUAUUUCAACCAAAACGCUCUCUGUUUCAGAGGACGGCCACCUAGAUAAUUUAUCAGAAACCUCAGUGUUAGUUGAAGGCCCGCAUGAUGUUACACAGGUAAAGGAAAAUAAUGACGGCGUUUCGAUCACUGAGAGAACAGAUGUCGGUACCCAAACUCAAAAACCCCAAAUAAAGGCAAUAGAACAACCCAAAGCUUUUGUACCUUACGCUAUCGGAAGUUCUCCUGGUCCUACGUUGGGGGCUAGAAAAACUUUCAACGUUAAGUCAGACCGAGAUGUUUAUCCUUCUGCUAUACGUGCUGAGGCUCGCCGUAAAGAAAGGCUGAAUAGUUUUACGCAUACGCAUACCGUAAACUCCAAAGUGUCAUCUAAAAUAUGUGGGCCAAAACAGUGUAUUGUGAAAAGUAAGGCAAUUGAACUAAGUAAAACUGAAAAACCCGUUCCUACCAUCCACAAGUCAACAAGAGUUAGCAGUGUGCCGCAACUAUCUGGGUUGGGUGCUUCACAUUAUCGCUCAAACAACAAUAUCAACUGGGAGCCAAAAAACUUGUGGAUUUCGGAAUAUGUUCAGAAAUACCCGUCUUAUCCAUCUUCAGUAUAUGUUCGCAGCGCAUCUGUUGCUGCUGGUCGUUCUCGUCCACUUUGCUUCUCAUACAGUCGACCAUCAUCCUCCCUUCUGGGGAGUUUAGUUCCAUCUACACCAGUACUGUUAAGCUGUCGUGGAUCGAACUCUACUAUGAGAAGUCGUCGUGAAACCCAUUGUGAUAUUUGUUCUACAUCAAAUCUCAAUGAAAAAUGCAACCGUCCAAUUCUUAGCGUUUACUAA